ACAUUGCAUUUUUGAAUCUUUCAUGUGGGGCUGCCACAAAAAUGUGUUGCAUCCAGUAGGGCUAGAAGUAGUGACAGUCAGUGCAAUUUUGUUUUGAAGUAGAUGCUAAACAUCUACGGUAAAGCUGAAGGAUCCGCCUUGAUCGUUUCCAAAACUGUACUGUGUUGAUAAUUUCCAUAGAUAUACAGUCUGUAGCGCUUCCGUAUAAACGAGAGACAAAGCAUUGAUAGCUAGCGUCAAAGAAGUCAAUCAUACCAUUUCACGUUUUUCUAGAGUUAGUUUUCUCGCUGUUGGAUGCGAUCUCCAUAAUCAGAAGUUUGUUGUUCAACGCAAGUAAGCAGCAAACUCCACAGAGGAGAAAGACUUACAGGAGCACAUGAAUACACAGCUCUGUAUUGUGAAGUACUAAUUUGUAGCCUUCUACCAUGUCAGCCAACAGUGUACAUCCUGCUCCUCCAUAUGGCCAGCCAUCAGCCAUGCCAGGACAAGGUCCUAUGCCCAAUCAGAUUCAAAUGAUGCCAGUUCCACCAAGACCUGCUGGCUGCCCUCCAGGACUUGAGUACUUGGCCCAGAUUGAUCAGCUUCUUGUUCACCAGAAAGUUGAGCUAGCUGAAGUAAUACUGGGCUGGGAGACAAAUAAUAAGUACGUUGUGAAGAACAGUAUGGGUCAGCAGGUGUUUUAUGUGGCUGAGGAGAACGACUGCUGUACCAGGCAGUGCUGUGGACCGCUGCGCUCAUUUGUCCUUCAUAUUCAGGAUAACAGUGGGCAGGAAGUCAUGACACUUACACGCCCUUUGAGGUGCGGGAGCUGCUGUUGCCCCUGUUGCCUACAAGAGCUUGAAAUCCAGUCUCCGCCAGGCAACCCGAUUGGAUAUGUGAUCCAGAACUGGCAUCCUUUCAUUCCUAAGUUUACCAUACAGAAUGAGAAGCGAGAAGCAGUUCUGAAGAUAGUGGGACCGUGCUGCUCCUGCAAAUGUUGCUCUGAUGUGAACUUUGAGGUGCUGUCCAUGGAUGAGUCAACGCAGGUGGGCCGAAUCUCCAAACAGUGGACGGGUCUGGUGAAAGAAGCUUUCACUGAUGCAGACAAUUUUGGAAUCAACUUUCCUUUGGAUUUGGACGUGAAGAUCAAAGCUGCUCUUUUUGGAGCAUGUUUUCUCAUAGACUUCAUGUUCUUUGAACAUAGUGAAUAACUCAUACAUUACUGCAUUUAAUGUUUCUUUCAUUUUGCAAUUUCAGAUGUUAUCGAUUGAUCAAAAUAAAAAGGAAUUAUGCAAGUAUAAUGUUGUUUUUUUUGUAGACAUUUUUAUUUGUAGACUGACGUCAACAUUAUAUUAUGUACUGUACUCUUAUGAUACCACCACUAGGUGGCAGCAGUUACUUUUACAAAAAUACUGGCAGUUCUUAAACAUAACCUAAUCUGGAAACAUUUGCAAACAAGCUAUACUUGCUUUUUAAUUUGACUUAUGUCUUUUAAUUAUUAUCAACAUAAUUCAUUCUAUAAAUGUUUAUAUCUCUGUGUAUAUAAAAUACUUUUGCUAACACCGUCUGAUGUAUCUCAAUGUUUUUAGAAAAUUAUUGCUUGAAAUAUUUGAAUUUACAUAAAUCCCUUAACAUGAAAAGAAAUAAAUGAAAUUGUAAUAUUAUU
Messenger RNA from Paramisgurnus dabryanus, 1645 nucleotides. RefSeq names its product phospholipid scramblase 1-like. Gene Ontology annotation, molecular function: phospholipid scramblase activity. NCBI's taxonomy places the organism in Eukaryota, Metazoa, Chordata, Actinopteri, Cypriniformes, Cobitidae. The record is from RefSeq and is a predicted model, not a curated record. Gene Ontology annotation, biological process: plasma membrane phospholipid scrambling. Gene Ontology annotation, cellular component: plasma membrane.